This is a messenger RNA of Fimicolochytrium jonesii, 1453 nucleotides long. RefSeq names its product P-loop containing nucleoside triphosphate hydrolase protein. Bases 145 to 1383 code for a protein of 412 amino acids. The transcript is spliced from 10 exons. NCBI's taxonomy places the organism in Eukaryota, Fungi, Chytridiomycota, Chytridiomycetes, Spizellomycetales, Powellomycetaceae. The record is from RefSeq and is a predicted model, not a curated record. Gene Ontology annotation, molecular function: ATP hydrolysis activity; proteasome-activating activity; ATP binding. Gene Ontology annotation, biological process: proteasome-mediated ubiquitin-dependent protein catabolic process. Gene Ontology annotation, cellular component: proteasome regulatory particle, base subcomplex.
AGCCAACCUUCCCGAGCUGCUGACAUUCCGCGAGAACCACCGCAACCCCCUUAAAACACAACAUAUAUAUAAUCGAAAGGCCCGUCGUCACGGCCUUGCACCGUUAUCUUCUCUCUGAAGCGCCUUCUCUGAGCCCACGCAACUAUGCCUCCUAAAGCUGACUGGGAAAAAUAUGACUCUCCUCUCGAUGAGGACAAGAAGGAGAAGAUCAAAGUGCUGGAUGAGGGGGACAUCGCCAUCUUGAAGACAUAUGGACAAGGACCGUAUGCGAAAGAGCUGAAAGCGAUAGAGACGGACAUUAAGGAGGUCCAGAAGCGGGUCAACGAAAAGAUGGGAGUGAAGGAAACAGACACUGGUUUAGCGCCGCCAAAUCUUUGGGAUAUCCCUGCGGACAAGCAACGCAUGUCUGAGGAGCAUCCUCUUCAGGUCGCUCGUUGCACCAAGAUCAUCCAGGCAGGCGAAGGAGAGGACGCAAAAUAUGUCAUCAACGUGAAGCAGAUCGCAAAGUUCGUGGUUGGACUUGGGGAACGGGUUGCGCCCACUGAUGUUGAAGAGGGCAUGCGAGUAGGAGUGGACCGGACCAAAUACCAGAUUCAGAUCCCAUUACCACCACGUAUCGACCCUACAGUGACUAUGAUGCAGGUUGAGGAUAAACCAGACAUCACGUAUGCUGAUGUUGGUGGGUGCAAGGAGCAGAUUGAGAAGCUCCGUGAAGUAGUCGAAAUGCCUCUACUGCAGCCUGAGCGAUUUGUCAACCUUGGUAUCGACCCUCCAAAGGGUGUCUUGCUGUAUGGCCCUCCCGGGACGGGAAAAACGCUCUCCGCACGUGCAGUUGCCAAUCGUACCGACGCAACGUUUAUCCGUGUCAUUGGUUCCGAGCUUGUUCAGAAGUAUGUCGGUGAAGGCGCACGAAUGGUCCGCGAGCUUUUUGAAAUGGCACGAACAAAGAAAGCCUGCAUCAUUUUUUUUGAUGAAGUUGACGCGAUUGGAGGAGCUCGUUUCGAUGACGGUGCCGGUGGCGACAAUGAAGUGCAGCGAACGAUGUUAGAGCUGAUUAACCAACUGGAUGGGUUCGACCCACGUGGUAACAUCAAGGUGUUGAUGGCCACCAACAGGCCCGACACACUGGACCCGGCUCUCAUGCGACCUGGACGUCUGGAUCGUAAAGUAGAGUUCAACCUGCCUGACUUGGAGGGACGAGCGCACAUCUUGAAGAUCCAUGCUCGCAGCAUGAGUGUGGAACGUGACAUUCGAUAUGAGCUGAUUGCUAGGCUGUGCCCGAAUGCUACUGGUGCUGAAUUGCGCAGUGUAUGCACGGAAGCCGGCAUGUACGCCAUCAGAGGACGACGGAAGGUAAGGCAUCCACGAAGGGAAGUGGCUUGACUAUGGACGUGGCGGGCUCACGUUUACAUCGACGACCCAUUCUUGAUAGCUCGCUACCGAAAAGGACUUU